Acanthisitta chloris (rifleman) is the source of this 1068-nucleotide messenger RNA. Its product is annotated as putative protein FAM172B. Gene Ontology annotation, biological process: regulatory ncRNA-mediated heterochromatin formation. Bases 1 to 1068 code for a protein of 355 amino acids. Gene Ontology annotation, cellular component: nucleus. Gene Ontology annotation, molecular function: siRNA binding. Lineage: Eukaryota; Metazoa; Chordata; Aves; Passeriformes; Acanthisittidae. The transcript has 2 exons. The record is from RefSeq and is a predicted model, not a curated record.
AUGAUGUCGGAUUUUACAGAAAAGCAGACGUGGUUACAAAUACAGCGUGAACUCAGCUUGAGGAAACUAAUGGAGGGUUCAGAGUAUCAAGAGGAACUGAAGUAUGACUUCAAUAUAAAAGGAGAACUGAGGCAUCUGGAUACAAAGGAGCCCUUUGUUUUCAAUUAUUACAAGAAUGGACAUGACCAGAAUCAUAAACGGUAUGAAGUUCUGGGACAUUUUAUUACCCAAUAUGUUUAUGACCUCCUGCAAAGAGUCUGCAUGCUGCAAAAGGUUUAUAUUCCUAUUGAUGCUACAGAGGAUGAACCAAGAAGUUUCUUUUUCAUGAGUGAGAAUGCACUAACAAGUUCCUCUUGCCUAAUUAUUCUGCUUCAAGACCGUGGAGUUUUCUGUGCCGGACAGUGGGGGCUAAAGACGAUUGUCAAUGAGGGCCUGAGACAUGGAACACAAAUACCAUUCAUCGACAGAGCCCUUCAAAGCCACUGGGAAGUGAUUGUAUUGAAUACCAAUGACAACUCUGCUGAUCUGAAGACAGGAAAGGAAGGCUUUUCUGCCAUGGAAGAAGCACUUACUUCCACACAGGCUGUGUCCUGUACACCCAGGAGGAGCAGCAGCAGCCCCGAGGAGCACACUGUGUAUGUGUGGGAUCAUUUCAUUUCAAAGAGCACAGCCAAGGAUGUGGCCUUCAUUGCCCAUGGCUAUGGAGGCUUGGUGUUUGUUGAUCUGCUGUUGCAGAGAAAAUGGGAGGUAAUGAGUAAAGUGUACUCUGUGGCGUUCAUCGACUCCAUGCACAACAUACAACACCAGACCAGAAACGAUCCACAGGUAAAGGAAUGGAUAGAGAAACACUGCUGUGAAUGGGUGUCAAACAGUAAACCCCUAAACAAAACUGUGGGCUUUGUCUUGAGAGUGAAUUGUCCUACUGUCUCUGCUGGAACGGAAAAGUAUGGUUUAGCACCCUCCUGCUGCUUGCAUGCCAUCUUUAAGUACCUGAAGAGGAUGCUGAGAGUCAAGACCUUUAGGAGUUCACCUAUUGCAACCAGAAGCAGCAGAUGUGAGAGGCAAUAA